Messenger RNA from Peniophora sp. CBMAI 1063, 3324 nucleotides. The record is from the annotation of a GenBank genome assembly. NCBI's taxonomy places the organism in Eukaryota, Fungi, Basidiomycota, Agaricomycetes, Russulales, Peniophoraceae.
AUGCGGUUCAUAUCAAGUCUUGCUCUUGGCCGCGACGGACUUGAACAUCACGCCAAGAAACUCGAGCGUUCUGCUUACACGAUUGUGACCUCUCGGACUGUGCACGCUAUGCUGCUCAUCAUCGUCGCUAAGAGAGCUUGCUUGAACUGUGCAAUGCCGAUCAACGUGGGCGAGGAGGCGCUGGAAUGCACGGGUUGUCGGCGAGUGGUAUAUUGCAGCGCUCGAUGCCAGAGGCAAGAUAGGUCGCACGGCGAUAUUUGUGUUCAACUCCAGCAGUUGAAUGCCGAAGAGAAGCAGUCGACGCCCGCUACGGGACGCCGGACGUAUGACGAGUAUGUCACGGUCGUGAGCGCUUUGACGAAUCCCGUCUCGAACGCGCUUAAGGCGUACUUUGGCUUAAGCUAUGAGGGACAUACUAUGGUUGGCGACUUUGUCAAGCACGGCAUCAAAUGCGAAGGCUGCUACUUGACACCUUUCCAGAAGCCCGAAGACGUCGAGUUCACUCCUUGCCCGCGUUGUGAACUAGCCUGGUGGUGCUCCCCGGCAUGCAAGGUCGACUUCGACAGAAUACACACCAGCGAGCAAUGCAAUGUCCUCUACGAUAUAUUCUGCACCGAGCGUAUGAAGCUGGAUUAUGGCAACGCCCGCAACACCAACAGGUGCAUCAACGUCAACACGGACCCAUCUCUCCACAAAACCUACAUCCCCAUUUCGUCCAUCUCCAACUGGAACGAGUACUUCAGGACUUUCGAUCUCAAGAUUGCUCUGACGACUAUGAAGCUGGCCAAGGAACUCGGCGCGCACAACAAGAACGCGCAGAAUGCCGUCGUGCUGCUCGUCAAGCAGGCGCAUGUGAUACCCCUGACGAUUGCGACAGCACUCGAACACGCGUACCCGGAUAUGCCCAAGAGGACCUCCAUCUGCCUUCACCUUGUCGGAGCGGAUACGUUCGAGCUCACGAAUAUGGCGAUGUUCGAGAACGUGCUGCAUUACUUCCCUCGCCUACGCACGCUCAAAGUUUGCUUCAUCGGACCCGGGUCGGCAGUCGACACCCAGUACAACUCCAAGAACAACGCUUGCGCUGCGUGUCAAAGAGCCGGUCGAGUGCGCGAGAUGGCUCUACAUCGCUCGGACUAUCACGACUGCCCGUGGUCGAAGCCGGGAAACUCGUACGCGCCUGACCUCAUCGUGGGGUUUAACACCGGGAUGUCCGAGGUUGCGGUGUUCGCAUGGGAGAAGACGCUUGACCUCAUCCUGAAGUUGGGCGUACCGGCACUGUUCACGGCGUACUCGAAAGGCGAGGUCGAUCAGGAAGAGAAGAUGCUGCGAGACCGCGGUCGAAGCCUUUCGCGGAUCGGCAAGUCGGCCGCAGCUGCAGACGUGAGAUCGCCAUUAUACCCACACGCGGAAAUCGCCGCUUGCUUCAGCUCUCCAUUGUACCGCGCGCGCGAGAUCAUCAUCUGCACGAUGGCCGAUCUCCUCGCAGCCGCGCGCGAGCAUAACACGCUGGCGCCUAUCCAUGCUCAUCUCGCGAACGAGCACCUUCAGGACAUCUUCCUUGCGCUAUCGCUCAUUGAUACUCCUUCGCUCGAACGUCCUCAGGGGUGGUUUCUCUCAGUCAACGGCGUAUGCAAGCUCUGGCGUGAGAUCGCUCUGAACUCCGCCGAGCUUUGGGCACGUUGUGCCGGCUCGUUCCCCUCUCAACGCAUGACAGAUCUUGCGAUCCAGCGGGCGGGAAACGCCCUUCUGAGUUUCAUCGGGCAUCACGAGGACCACGAAGGACAGGGAUACGCACUCACGGAUUAUCAAUUGUUACUAGUCGAGACGCACGCGAAGCGUCUGCGAUCGCUUGUGCAUGAUGAUUAUAUUGAUUGGUCGGGCAUGUUCUAUCGAGUGCGAAGCUUCCCUGAGCUGGUGACGGCGAGAAUAUGGGACGACUCUGGUCCUGAUAUGUGGAAUGGGCACAUAGACGCGCCGAGAAUGGAAUGCUUAUAUCUUAACAACGCGCUGAUACCGUUCGUUGCGCCCAGACUUCGUUAUCUGCGCGUGGACAUGGACAAUGUCGAUUGGCGUCGAAGGCCACAUGUUGCGCAAUCGCCGGGAGGGACCGUACCAGAUACUUGCGCCGCAGUUCCGAGGAUCUUUCCCACUCGCGAAUUCAUAUCUUUACUCCAGCGUUGUCCUGUACUUGAAAGGCUUAUCGUCACCGAUAUGCCGCUUCUUAUGGCCAAAGAGCUGCCCAUGGUGUCUGAGCUGCACGCUCAGCUCCCUAACCUUCGUGGUCUACACUUGGGAGGCAAAUCAGAGGCACUAGGCGACUUCUGGCAAAGACUGGAGAUGCCUCUCGACGUUCAGAUUUUCAUUGACACCGAAUAUCUAGAGGAUAUGCCAUACGGGUGGAGGUCAUACGAUCAAGACGCGCUUCAAGUGAAGAUCACGGAUCAUCUGAACUCGCCUGUAUAUGACAGUUUGAGGCUUAAGAUGACAUUAUCCUAUGAUCUCGUGUUGCAGCUCUGGUCCUCGGAAACACAACAUGCGAGUAGUCUCGAAAUUGAUACGUCCCUUGAGAUAGUUCAUGAGUCUACAGCAGGUCCUGCUUUCACGUUGAGAUUGCCUGUUGGAUCACAAGAGUACCUUGAGAACCCUUUCGAUUAUGAUGACAGGGGUCCCAACAUCUGGACCGGUCCGGGGAUUGACCUGGACCCAUUUGUACACUUUCAGAAUGCCAUGGCCAGAGACUUCUACCGCCGUACUGGGCUCGCGAUACAGCUCAUGGAGUCGUCGACACUCAAAGACUUCGACCUGACAGAUAUACCCUAUGCGGAGUACGAAACGCUGAACCUUUACGAGCCAGAUGACUGUCUUUUCGUUCUCUCAAGGCAUGAUGGGCCGGACCGGAGCGUAACCCUCAGGUGGUCGUUGAUAUGCCGCAUAUUGGAACAAGCUGCAAGCUUGGGUAUGCAAGAAGAAGGAAUAGAGAGGCUAGAGAAGCUAUAUUUAGGGAACUUCGCGAAGAUAACGAUUGUCGACUUUCCUUGCGCGACUUUCCCGAGCCCAAAACGGUGCGAUGAGGAGCUGAAUGCCAAGGCUUGGGACACUCUGACCCUCUACUUUCGGGAUCGAAAGCCGGAAAACUUCCUGGUCCUCUCAGAAUCACCGUCUGAGCUGUCAAAUAUGGAGCGCUCUGAGGAUACGGGUAGUGCACGGGCGGACCCGGAGUCCUACACGGAUGCAGUCAGAGCCGUUACCCGGGAAGGUUGUCGAAGGAUCGCACCGUUCGUUACAGGAUUCGAGGACUUGCGAGUGCAUAACCCACGGUCUUAA